Messenger RNA from Xyrichtys novacula (pearly razorfish), 1918 nucleotides. The record is from the annotation of a GenBank genome assembly. NCBI's taxonomy places the organism in Eukaryota, Metazoa, Chordata, Actinopteri, Labriformes, Labridae.
AUGGUGGCAUCCUCCACAGUGGCUGCCGGAGCUCCCAUGGCACCUACACGGCCACCCGGUGGUGAUUCUGGACCUUUGUCCUCGUCCUCCGGUGCCUCCGCCGGCCUGACAAUAGGUUGGCCUCCGCUCUUCUGGCGACCAGCUCCCAAGCGUCACUGGGCACUGGUGCCAAGAACACCUCCCUGCCGGCCUGCAGAGGGAUUCUCGUGUGGCCUGGCACUGGCGGAGGGGACCCCUCUCCGUCUGUGCCUGGUCACGCGGUGUCCUGGGAACCGCCUUGACCAUCGCUCUGAGAGCUGGACCAUGUCCUCGGCCGCCCCGGACCGAAAUGGCAGGCCAUCCCUGCUGCCGCAGGCAUCCACCGCACCGCUGAGUCCUCGCAGCCCGGCCAUCAGCCCUGCUUCGGGUACAGGAGCCAUGCAACCCACGCUGCUGUUUCCACCCACCACCUUGAUCAUUGGUGACAGCAUUGCACGAGGUAUCUGUUUUUUUAAUGCCAUCACUCAUUCUUUUCCCGGUGCAACUGUCGCUGACAUCACAGCAAAACUCCCCGGUCUUCUCCAGUCACUUCCUCCCUCUAUCCACCAUAUCAUUGUUCACGUCGCCGUCGUUCAACCUGCCUUCUCCCUGCCUCACUGCCCACCCCACAGCCCCCUCCCCUGAAGAUGGCCCUUCAAAACACCCGCUCCCUCAACAACAAAGGACACAUCCUGGCUGACUUCUUAACAGACAAUAACCUGGACUACCUCUGCCAAACUGAAACCUGGCACAACCAUCUCAACCUCUUUUCCCUCAACCAAGCCACGCCCCCAGGUUACUCCUACAUGCACCAACCCUGCCUCACUGGACGAGGCAGUGGCAUAGCAUUCAUCCACAAACAGACCCUCAAGACCACCCCCAUCCCCACCCUGUCUGUUCACCCAUUUGAAAAUAUUUACGUCAAACUCCCCGGCCCCACCCCUCUGGUCAUUAUCACCAUCUACCGCCCUCCAAAGCCCCACCCAUCAUUCUUCUCUGAUUUCUCUGACUUUGUCACCCACCUAAGUACCAUCUCAUCCUCUGUCCUGCUGCUUGGAGACUUCAAUUUUCACAUCGACAACCCCACCUGCAAACAAGCCUCUGAUUUUCUUGGAUCUACUCGACACCAUCAACCUCACCCAGCAUGUACACUCCCCCACCCACUCCCACGGCCACACCCUCGACCUCGUCUGCUCCACCGGCAUCUCCAUCCACCAUCUCUCCACUAUCAACCUCUACAUAUCUGACCACGUGGCUAUCACUUUCAGAGUUGACACCCCCCCCCCCCCUUCACAGUGAAAAACGACACAUCUCCUUCAGAAACCUCAAAUCCAUCUCGCCUCAGGACCUCUCCACUUCCCUAUCUGCUUUCCUCACUGCAUCCCCUCCCCCACCUUCUGCUUAAUUUGCUCACCUACCCAACUACUACAAUAACACUCUAUGCUCCUGCCUGGACCAGUUCGCACCCCUCAAAACAAGAACAGUUUCAUUUAGACACUCUGCCCCCUGGUUUACCUUAGAACUGCACAAAAUGAAAUCACACAAACGCCAACUGGAAUGUCUCUACCACAAAACCGGCCUCACCGUCCAUCUCCAAGCCUACACCAACCAUCUCCACCUGUACAGCACAGCCCUCAACUCCACCCGUUCUUCCUAUUACUCCAACCUCAUCCACUCCGGCUCCAGUAACCAAAAGGCUCUUUUCUCCACAGUCAAUAAACUGCUCCACCCCAUAGACAGCAUCUCCAUCACCUUCACCCCAGAAAAGUGCAACUCAUUCCUCUCCUCUUUUCAAUCCAAAAUCAACACAAUCUACAACUCCCUUCCCCCACCCUCCAUUCCCAGCUCCUCCCCUCAUCCCAUCAGCACUCUCCCGCUUCUCACCAGUUUCUCCAACUGA